AAGAGCCCUUUUCACUCUGCUUCUUCUUCUUCUUCUUCUUCUUCUUCUUCUUCUUCAGGACAACACAAGUUGUGUUCUCCUCGGCUCAUGAAACUCUUACAGGUUUAGCUGUGAGGAACUAAUUUAUUGGAGAGGAUAUGAGAUCCAGAUCAUGCAUAACUGAACACUAGUUCGUAAAAACCGAAAGAUUCCCAACUGUUACUGUUCGUGUAUAUUCUUGAACUUCAAUGGAGAAGCUUCUGAAACCAUAUGACAGGGAAUACAUGAGAUUGGCCAUGAUAAAACAUGAAGAGACAUUCAAGGAGCAGGUAUGUGAACUUCAUCGUCUAUAUCGUAUCCAGAAGAUGUUAAUGAAAAACAAUGGAAGCAGCAGGCCAAAUGGACGGAGUCAAGAACUAUGGAAUUUGAGGAAUGAACUUAUUUACAUUCAGGCUAGUCAUCAUCAUCGUGAAGCACAACAGUACUACAAGCCACAAAGGAAACUUGAUCUGGAAAGGCCUGCUGAGGAUUACAUUGCAGAGUCAGAUGGCAAUGGAGCUGUAGAGAUUAUAGAGGAGAGUGAGAUUGAGCUGACUCUGGGCCCAUCAAGUUUCAAUCGAAGAAAGAAACCCGAGACUCCCCUAACCUCAGAUUCCGGACCAAGCUUCUCUUCUUCCUCUACCGGAUCAAGUCGGAUAAAUAGGACUAGUACAUGGACCCAUCAAAUGACUAGAGACGAAUUCAAUGUCCAUGAACUGGGGCUCGUCCAGAUGCCUUCAGACAUGACAUCGGGGUCCCAUAGUAGAAGCAAAAACAAUAUUGAUGUUGAAGAACAGUUAAGACAGGAGAUCGAGAGACGAAAUCAGCCUCCUUGGCUUUUUCAAGUCUUGAGUUUGAACAUCGCCUGACAUGAAAAAAUCAUCCAAGUGUAGGUGAUAUGUUAUGAAUUUCAUUAUAGUCGGCUAAUCCAAUGACUAAUGUUUGCGUGUAGUUGUCUGCUUAGUUUUCAGUAUAAUGGGUGAUGGGGUCUGGUGUAAAGUAA
Molecule: messenger RNA, 1021 nt
Organism: Juglans regia (Persian walnut)
Lineage: Eukaryota; Viridiplantae; Streptophyta; Magnoliopsida; Fagales; Juglandaceae
Exons: 3
Coding region: 228-887 (219 amino acids)
Source: RefSeq, a predicted model, not a curated record